AUGGCUUCGGUCGACCAGAAAGUUGCUUUGAUUGUCAUUGAUGGCUGGGGUAUCGCGGGCCCCAACUCCCCACCUCAGGGUGAUGCCAUCGCCGCCGCCGAGACCCCGUUCAUGUCUGGCUUCUCCGAGCCCAACUCCAAGACCGCCCAGGGCUUCUCCGAGCUGGAUGCCUCGUCUCUUGCUGUCGGUCUGCCCGAGGGCCUGAUGGGCAACAGUGAGGUCGGUCACCUGAACAUUGGUGCCGGCCGUGUUGUCUGGCAGGACAGUGUUCGCAUUGACCAGACCCUCAAGAAGGGUGAGAUGGGCAAGGUUCCCAACAUUGCCAAGGCCUUCACUCGUGCGAAGGAGGGCAAUGGGCGUCUGCACCUGUGCGGUCUGGUCUCGGACGGUGGUGUUCACUCCAACAUCACUCACCUUUUCUCCCUGCUCGAGGUCGCCAAGGAAAUGCAGAUUCCCCAGGUUUUCAUCCACUUCUUCGGUGAUGGACGUGAUACCGACCCCAAGAGUGCCGACAAGUACAUGCAGCAGCUUCUUGAAAAGACCCAGGAGCUCGGCACUGGUGCUAUCGCCACCGUUGUUGGCCGCUACUACAUCAUGGACCGCGACAAGCGCUGGGAGCGUGUUGAGGUUGGCCUGAAGGGUCUGGUCACUGGUGAGGGUGAGGACAGCGAGGAUCCUCUGAAGACCAUCAAGGAGCGCUACGAGAAGGGCGAGAACGACGAGUUCCUGAAGCCCAUCAUUGUUGGUGGCAAGGAGCGCCGUGUCCAGGACGACGACACCGUCUUCUUCUUCAACUACCGUUCGGAUCGUGUCCGUGAGAUCACUCAGCUCCUGGGUGACUACGACCGCUCCCCUCGCCCCGACUUCCCCUACCCCAAGAACAUCUCCCUCACCACUAUGACCCAGUACAAGACCGACUACACUUUUGAUUGGCUCGGCAAGAAGAACCUCCAGCAGUGUCACAUUGCUGAGACUGAGAAGUACGCUCAUGUCACUUUCUUCUUCAACGGUGGCGUUGAGAAGCAGUUCCCAGGUGAGGUUCGCGACAUGAUCCCCUCGCCCCGGGUUGCUACCUAUGAUCUUGACCCUAAGAUGAGCGCCGCUGCCGUCGGUACCAAGAUGGCUGAGCGCCUUGGCGAGAAGAAGUUUGACUUCGUCAUGAACAACUUCGCUCCUCCUGACAUGGUUGGCCACACCGGUGUGUACGAGGCCGCCAUCCAGGGUGUUGCUGCCACCGACAAGGCCAUCGGUGAGAUCUACGAGGCCUGCAAGAAGAACAACUACGUUCUCUUCAUCACCGCCGAUCACGGAAACGCCGAGGAGAUGCUCAACGAGAAGGGCACCCCCAAGACCUCCCACACUCUCAACAAGGUUCCCUUCGUUAUGGCCAACGCCCCUGAGAGCUGGAGCCUGAAGAAGGGCGGUGUUCUGGGCGAUGUUGCCCCCACCGUUCUCGCUGCGAUGGGCAUUGAACAGCCCGAGGAGAUGUCUGGCGAGAACCUGCUGGUCAAGUCCUAG
Messenger RNA from Penicillium canescens, 1518 nucleotides. Its product is annotated as phosphoglycerate mutase, 2,3-bisphosphoglycerate-independent. The transcript is spliced from 5 exons. Gene Ontology annotation, cellular component: cytoplasm. Gene Ontology annotation, molecular function: manganese ion binding. The coding region runs from base 1 to 1518 and encodes 505 amino acids. The record is from RefSeq and is a predicted model, not a curated record. Lineage: Eukaryota; Fungi; Ascomycota; Eurotiomycetes; Eurotiales; Aspergillaceae. Gene Ontology annotation, biological process: glucose catabolic process.